AUGCGUAAUCGAUUUAAUGAACUAAUACAAACUACAAAUGAUAACACUACACAAACCACUAAUAAUAAUAAUACAACCUUAACACCACCUCAAUGUAAAAAGCUUAAAAUGGCAGUAUUUUUUUCUCAUUCACGAACAGAAAGCACUAAUGUAUCUGAUGAAUUUGAUCAGUAUUGUGAAAUACCUGAAAUUUCUCUUGAAGAAGAAUCCU
Molecule: messenger RNA, 211 nt
Organism: Cetraspora pellucida
Lineage: Eukaryota; Fungi; Glomeromycota; Glomeromycetes; Diversisporales; Gigasporaceae
Source: the annotation of a GenBank genome assembly